Messenger RNA from Pomacea canaliculata, 4078 nucleotides. Its product is annotated as sorting nexin-5-like. The coding region runs from base 91 to 1269 and encodes 392 amino acids. NCBI's taxonomy places the organism in Eukaryota, Metazoa, Mollusca, Gastropoda, Architaenioglossa, Ampullariidae. Gene Ontology annotation, molecular function: phosphatidylinositol binding. The record is from RefSeq and is a predicted model, not a curated record. The transcript has 13 exons.
UCACUCACUAUCUCGAAGCUAUUUAAGAAUAUAAGAAUAUUAGAAUUUUGUACAGUGAUAAGAAAACAAUUUGAGAAUCCCACUGUAAACAUGUCACAGGAUGGGGAUUCCAGUGAAGUGGCGUACGACAGUGAAUCUGACGAAUUGGAUCAGAAAUUCUUAGACAAUGUCACAGUGAAGACUGGCUUAGUGCCAGUUUUUCGUGUUUCUGUCACAGAGGCUGUCAAAGAUGGCUCAAGUUUACAGUUUACCAUCAUGUCCUCUCGUACAGAAAGAGAAGGUGGUUUGGUGGUGACUCGUCAAUUUGAGGACAUAGAGUGGCUGCAUCAUCAACUUGUAACAGGCAAUGACACCAAAGGCCUCAUUGUGCCUCCACUUCCGACCAAACCAGAAUUUGAUCCAAAAAGUGCAGAAUCAAAAUCAAAGAAACAGCUUGGUCCUGACAGCAAUAUUUUGAAGCCAGAUGAUUUUGAUUUGGAAUGUAAAGCUAUUCAGAAGUACCUUUCUUCAAUGUUAUCACAUUGUGUUCUUGGAAGAGACGUGAACUUGGAGCGGUUUUUGUCAGAGAAAGAUGCACCUACUAGAACUAAAAUAUCAAAAGGGAUUGUGGGAAAGCUGUCACUGGCAAUAGACAAUGCUAGGAAAGGACAGCACAAAGAUAUUGAUGAAUAUUUUGGGAAACAAAGGGAGUGGUGCACAGAAUAUAACAAGGCUGCCAAAGAAACAUCGCAGAAUUUUAACAAAAUGGUACAGGCCCAAUGGCGAUUAUCUGCAGCAAAUCGAAAUUUUGCAAAUGCUCUUCGUACUUUGUCACCUUCUGAAAAUGAAUCAACCAACACUGUAAACAGAAUAUUCUCCAGAUUUGCUGAGGGUAUCGAAAGUGCACAGAAGGGACUGGAGGUACAAAGCAGAAAUGAUGAGAAUCUUCUUGGCUUUGAGCUGGAUCUCUUGGCCCGCAGCAUGGAGUCAGUCAGAGAAAUGUUGUUUCAAAGAACUUGUUUACUUGUAAACUAUGAGGACGCAACUCGAGCAUUAGAAAAGGCUAAACCACUUAAACGACAAGCAGCUGAAGAUGCUAAAAUGACAGCAGAGUCAGAGUAUACAAAAUGUACAGAAACUGCAAGGAAAGAGUUGAGAACCUUCAUGCAUCAGAGAGUACUUGCCAUGCAAGAUGGACUUUCAUUAUUUGCAGAGGCGCAAAUGAAGACAUCACAGGAUACUUACACACUUCUGAUUAGAACUUUGAAAACUAUUCAGAUUGAAAUGUGAACCAGCAUUUAUAAAAUAAGUUUUUUAUAUUCAUCCACAAUUCUGCCUUUGUUCAUUUCCAUUAAUCAUAAUCAUUCAACCCUUUUGACUGGUUGCAAGAAUUAAGCUUGUACAGUUUGCAUGUCUCAUAAACAUAAAUUAUGUCACGACGGCUGAAAUACAUCGGAAGCUUAACUUAUGUUACCUAAAAUGUUUCAUAUUGUGAAGAUGAUACAAUGAUAGGAAUGUAUAUACUGUCUUCUGAAAAGAAUCUGUUUGUUUAUUUUGAAUAACUUUCAUGGAAAAAGAAAACUAGUACAACAUACAAGUAAAAGGAUCUGCUUACAGAGCUGAAAAAAAUUAUAUCAAAGGUUGUGCUGCUGCUGUAGGACAUUGUAAUAAUACGUCACUCUAGCCUGUUGACUCUGUAAAUGCUCUUCUAAAAGACUGACCUGAAUGCUACACAUUUUUUAAAUGAUUAGUUUGUUCAUUACAAGAUACAGUACUCAUUUUUCAAGUGAAUAACAUUGUUACUUUCACAAGACAUAAACCCUUUAACACCACUGUUCUUAGUUGUUUGAAAAAAAAAGAUCAUGACAUUUUCCAAUCCCACCAUGUCUCAAAAAAGGCCGAACUGAAGGGGCUGCCUAAAAUCAGGUCCGCUGGCAAGGUGUUGUUGUGGCCCUAUGCUCCUUGAGGAGUAACAAGGAAUAAACUAAACAAUGUCUCAAAAGUAGGUUCACUAUUCAUGCAAUGCCCCAUUAGCAUGAGCUAGAAGUUCAUCUUUUGGUUUGAAACCAGAGACUAAAAUCUAGGUCAGUCUACUAAAGUUUUUGAAAAAAUACACUUCUUUUGUGUUACAGGUUAGAGACAGUGCUGUUUUGUUUUGUUGAGCCAUCAGGAACGUUGAGCUUAAUUUUGUUUUUGACAUGGAUUAGUCUUUAAAAGGCUAGAAAUGUCAAUAGAAUCAUGGACUGUAUAGAUGGACUGCUGUCUGUCUGCCGAGACCAGUGCUUAGCCUCUUGCGAAGUUCUCUGCUGUUAAUCUAACAAUGUUAACAAUGAAUGUGACUAAACCGGUAGCUUUGUAUACACCAGCCUUGUUUUAGUAGUUAACUGGAAAAAAAUCAUCUGCAAGCUGUCCAGUAAUACAAGUUUGUGAUAGAAUGGAUUCAAAGAGCUGACAUUCCUAAAAGACUGCCGAUGCUAAAAGUGAAAAAUGUUGUUACAGUGCAUGGGCAGUUUGAUGCCCUCAUAAUGUAGACUUAUGAUUGUUAGUUAAACUCUUUCAAAAUACUCAGUGGUUAUGUCUAUACAUUGUGUUCAUACUCAGGUUCUUGUAAAGAUGCAUAAGUAUUUUGCUUCUUUAAUGGGUAAAAAUCUUUUCAGUAUUUCAUAAAACAUUGGGCAACGACUGUUUCAGCUUGUUUGCUUUUGUCACAAAUGUUGAAUCCAUGUUGUACAUGCCAAGUAAAUGCAUGUACCUAGGUGUGCACAUGUGCAUGCACACACUCACACAAUCUGUUGGUUAGAUAUUAAUCAUUGUAGCAUGUCUACCUUUUAUGUGCACUUUAUUGUAUAUAUAAGAUUGUGUGGUGUUUUUGCCUGUUCCCAAGGCGCUAGAAGAGUUCCGAUAAAAAUUACUUAUUGUAAGACAAUUUAAGAAUUUUCACUGUUUAAUCUGUUCCAAGAAAGCCUCAGAGGAGCAAAUUUUUACCUUUGAUAACAAGUUUUUGCAUUUUUAUGAGAAAUAUCAUUCCAUUGCUCUUUUCGGGUAAUGCUUACAAAUUUUUUGUUAUUUUAGAGUGUGAUGCUCAAAAUGAUCACGUCAAUGUCUUUUCUGUUUCCUGGUGCUCAGGAUGAUCUGUAUUAUAGUGGUUAAAGUGUCUAACAUGUCUAAAAGGAAGCAUAAACAAUAGCUGGCAAACAUUUUGCAGUUUCUGUUGUAGCUUCUUGUUGUUACUUUUAAAACUGGCAGUAAUGCAGCUGUGAUUUUGGCAAUAAAUUAAGACCGUGAUGGUGAUACUGAAUGUGAAGGCACACAGUGAUGGUGACAUCACUGUAUCCUUGUGGAUGUUACAGUGCCUUUUUUAUAAAUAUUUGUAUACCAUUAGCAUAGGUUUAUUAUAUGUGUACAUGUUGAUGCAUAUUGAGUGGCCUUAUUAUUUGCAGCAUAGGUCAUGUUUAACUGCUACACGCUAAAGCAAAUUUUUCCCCUUAAUUCGCUGUAUUACAAAUUUUUGCAAACUUUUGCAGACUUGAUCACGCUACAUUUUCUGAUCACAAAUGGUUUUGUGCAAGAAAAAAAUUCAUUUGCCUUAUAAUGUUUUUCAUUCUUAAGUGUAUAAAUCAGCUAACAAUUUCUUCCAGAUCAAUGUAACAGAUAUUAAUGCUUAAUUAUUGGUGCAGAUUGCAAUAGUAUGUAUAAAGUCCACAUGGAUGCCAAAGAUCAUAGAUAUGAUACAAUCAAAGAAUGCAUUUAUUUCAAUUUGAAAUUUAAUAAGAUUUAAAUAAUUUCCAUGAUGUAAAUUUGCACCAGAAAAGUUUUUUUAAAUAACAAUAAGAAAAAAGGAGACAUGAGAUUUAUCAAAAUGAAGUCCCUCCAAACAUCCUCUGCCAUAUUUAAGAUUGCUCUCUGUCAGGAAGAGAAAGGCAUGAGGAAAUGGGAAAGGCUAUGUUUCCUUGAGAUGGUAUGUUGCUUUCUAAAAAAAUAAAUCUUACACAAUUAUAAAUGCCAAUCAUUGAAAAUAACCUGCUGUAACAUUCCAUAUGGUGAAAUUAAUGGUCUGCCUUUUGUUUGUAACUAUUGCAAUGAAACUAUUUGAACCACU